This is a messenger RNA of Sclerotinia sclerotiorum 1980 UF-70, 966 nucleotides long. RefSeq lists its product as hypothetical. Gene Ontology annotation, cellular component: mRNA cleavage and polyadenylation specificity factor complex. Lineage: Eukaryota; Fungi; Ascomycota; Leotiomycetes; Helotiales; Sclerotiniaceae. Gene Ontology annotation, molecular function: mRNA binding. Gene Ontology annotation, biological process: mRNA 3'-end processing. The coding region runs from base 1 to 966 and encodes 321 amino acids. The record is from RefSeq and is a predicted model, not a curated record. The transcript is spliced from 4 exons.
AUGUCAAAACCACCUUCAAAGUCUGUGUUUGUGGGAAAUAUUCCUUAUGGCCUUACCGAGGAACAGAUAGUAGAUAUCUUCAGUAGUGCAGGAAACGUUAUUAAUUUCCGACUUGUCUAUGAUCGCGAAACAGGCAGACCAAAAGGCUUCGGUUUCGCAGAAUAUCCCGAUUCAGAUUCUGCGGCUUCUGCAGUAAGGAAUUUGAAUGACUACGAAAUCAUGAACCGAAAACUGCGCGUUGACUUCUCGAAUGAUGGUGGUGAAGAGGAAAAUUCUGCACCAACCUAUCAACCUCCCCCUCUAAACACAAAUGGUCUUCCGGUUCCACCUCCAUCUCUCCCAAUUCCUCAACCCUCAACUACAUCAUCAUUACCGCCUCUGCCAAUAGGUGUUGAGCUUCCCCAAGGCCUCAACUGCCCGGACGCCAUUUCUCGCACCCUCAACACCCUUCCCCCAUCCCAACUUCUUGACGUCCUCUCCCAAAUGAAAACACUAGCCUCGACCGACCCCCAGAAGGCCACCGAGCUCCUGCACCAGGCCCCCCAACUCUCCUACGCCAUCUUCCAAGCCCUUCUCCUCAUGGGUCUCGUUCAACCUGAAGCGCUCUCCUCCGUUAUCGAGUCAUCUAUCGCAGCGCCAUCAUCAGCUCCUCCCGUCUCAAACAUUCCUCCACCAGUUGCGUCAACUCCGCAAUAUGGAGGAUCGGCAUACCCUCCUGGAUACCCACCUCCUCCUCCACAUAUGUCAGGUCAAAUGGGUAUGCCAAUAAUGGGUACGCCUCCAGUCCAAGGUUAUGCGCCACCUCCACAACAAAGACAAGCUCCACCGCCACCAGCUCAAAUCCCUGAGCCUGAUACAAAUGCCCUGAUGGCGCAAGUUAUGGCCAUGCCGCAGGAAUUAAUCGACAGUUUGCCACCUGCUGAUAGGGCACAGUUGAUGGCGUUGAGGGAGCAGUAUCGUGGAUAG